GGGAGGGGUGAGGAAGAGGGAGUGUAUCGAAAGGUUUUACAUAAGUGUUCCAUUGAAUAGCUGAAUACGCACCAUAAGGGGCGUAUAAGGUGGUACAGGAAACACUGUUCAGCACGCAUGUCUAAAGCUUUCCUGUAAAGUAUAAUUAAGUAUUUUGCCUGUAAAGUAUCAUUAAGUAUAAGUAACGCUCCGGCUAAGAACGAUAGCACCAACGGGCUCGCUAAUAAUAAUUGUUCAAUGGGCUCCUGAAGGUAUACAGUCUUGAUGGCCUUGUUUUCAAUCAGUUAGAUAUCUUCUUCCGAUUCACUGUUACCUAUCUUACCGCCAAAGUUUCUUUAGUACAAUCAUCAACUUUCAUUUGCAGGCUCCUCAAAGUGAAACGGGGUCCACAGUCCAGGCGUUCAGUUAGUUGGGGCGCAACAACGCGAAAAAUGGCCGAGAGGAAAUGAACACUAGUACCCAGGUCUCCGCUUAGUAAGGGACGCCUUGUUGUAAAUUGACUGCCACGAAAACAAUUUUUGAGUCGUUUGCUCAUUUCCUUACCAAAUGUGAUCGUCUUUGGAAUAAAUUUCCAGUUUUGUUAUCGGUCGAAGGUGCUUAAUUUCGGAUCCUUCCAAAAAAGGAUAAUCUCUGAAUAUUUUCAGAAAUGGAAGUUAGAGAAGAGCGACCUUUUAUCAUCAGGCAUUUCACUUCUAUAACUCGAAUCGUGGGCCUGUUUACCAGUACAGCCCUUUGGUGGACAGGUGUGUUUCUGGCUGACAAGGAUGAUAAAAGAAUAGCUGCAUACCUUAUGAUAUGUGGAUUUGCCGUCAGCUUUUUUGAAAUUACUUUUAUUCUGAACAAGUGUGUUUGUUGCAAAGAGGAGAGUUGUGGUUACCAACUUUGGAAAUACAUAUUGGCCGUGGACAACUGGAAGAAAUCACUCUUGUAUACCUGCUUGUCUGUUGUGUGUUACCUCCACCCUAAAGAGUUCUGGCAAGCAUUAAUCUCUGGGGUCCUGUUGGAUUUGACAGCUUUACUAUACCUUAUAAGAACUUUCAGAACCGGAAAUGCAAGUGAACCCUACAAGUAUAAACAGCUGGAAAUUAGAUAAUGAAAGCAAAUGGUUGAGAUGCAGGAUAUGUUUCGUUUAACAGCCCACUUCGGGCAACUAAUACAACAAGGUUUAUUUGUACUGUAAACUACCAACUAAAAUCUUAACUGAACUGAUCAGGAUCCUAAGGCCCAGGUCAAACGUCGAACUUCACAUGAGAUUACUGUUCAUGAUAAGUUGGAUGUUUGACUCAACUGAGUUCGUCUGACUGAAUUUAGAUCGACCAACAAGUUCUAUCCAUUUAAAGCAAACAGAUAGGUAUUGGUUGAUGUAAAUUUGAGUUAAGUUCGAUGUUUGACCCAAUAGUAGAGCUUUACCUGUUUAGAUCGACUGAAAUUGCAAUUUAGUUCAUCUCAUGUGAAGUUGAACAGGGUUUGACCUGGUCCUAAGGCUGCUCUCAGCUGGUCUCUUCUCUUAGAGUCGAGCAUUCAUGUAAAGGGACAUUAUGGCCUAAUAGGGGUUGGGGUGAGACAAGAAAAAGCAACAAUUUCUCUCCCUAUCCCUCUUAGGGGAAAGUGUCUCAACUCAUUCUCCAUGCCUGACUUGAGAGAAAAACAGACUAGCAGCAGUUACCAAUCAGGGUCAUUCUGCAGUGACAAAUGGAAAUCUGGAAAUGUGUGGGGGAAUAUUUACAGUAUUGCAUGUUCGUAAAGAAUUUUUGUUAUUCUGUUGAAGGUAAAUGCAUUUAUAGAUUUAUUUAUUAGAAAAAAAUAUUAUUUAAUCAUUAAUAAUUGAUUUUUAAUGAAUAGAUGUGAUGAAUCAAUACUCAAUUACUAUUAUAAUAAUGUUUAGUAAUAUAAUUGUUUGAAUAAUCUAAAUACUAUAUUAUUGUAAAUAUAUCGGUUAGGUCAUAUUACAUGAUUUGCAAACUACCCUAAGGCGGGAGUUAACCUAAAAUUCUUUAAAAAAAUUGGUUUAUAAUAUUUGUUUUUCUCGGAAUUUUGAAUCUUACGUUAUUGAAUUUUUAUUUUGAGAAUUUCUGUUACUGUAAGUUCAAAGUUCGCUUUAUUUCUACGGUUAGGUCUA
Orbicella faveolata is the source of this 2119-nucleotide messenger RNA. RefSeq names its product transmembrane protein 72-like. The record is from RefSeq and is a predicted model, not a curated record. Lineage: Eukaryota; Metazoa; Cnidaria; Anthozoa; Scleractinia; Merulinidae.